UCCAAUGACGUCACGGGGCCACUUUCCGGCCGGUGGCAGAGUCGGGCUGAAGUUGUGGGGGUCGGGGGCGCCAUGGGGGCCACUGGCGACGCCGAGCAGCCGCGGGGACCUGGCGGGGCAGAGCGGGGCGGCCCCGAGCUGGGAGACGCGGGCGCAGCGGGGCAGCUGGUUCUCACGAACCCUUGGAACAUAAUGAUAAAGCACCGGCAGGUGCAGCGAAGGGGCCGCCGCUCACAGAUGACGACAAGGUAAGGCUCGCUGUGGGUGGGACUUACCUCCCAGGCACUGAAUAUGGAUAUUCUAAAAAGUAAAAACCAGAAGUCACUAAAACUCAUCUCCCAGAGAUACCAAACUGUUAACAGUGACUACAUAUUCUUCCAGAAGGCAGCACUGAAUGUGCGAGACAACAUCGGGGAAGAAGUGGAUGCAGAGCAGCUGAUCCAGGAGGCCUGUCGGAGCUGCCUGGAGCAGGCUAAACUACUGUUUUCAGAUGGAGAAAAAGUAAUACCCAGAUUGACUCAUGAGCUUCCAGGGAUAAAGCGUGGCCGGCAGACAGAGGAGGAAUGUGCCCAUCGAGGAAGCCCCAUUCCCAAAAAGAGGAAGGGACGGCCUCCUGGACACGUCCUGUCAAAUGACCGGGGAGCCGCCGGCAUGGUAUGGAAACCAAAAUCCUGUGAACCAAUUCGCCGAGAAGGCCCUAAGUGGGACCCAGCUCGGCUGAAUGAAUCUACCACCUUUGUGUUGGGAUCUCGAGCCAACAAGGCCCUGGGAAUGGGGGGCACCAGAGGGAGAAUCUACAUUAAGCACCCGCACCUCUUUAAGUAUGCAGCUGACCCCCAGGACAAGCACUGGCUGGCUGAGCAGCAUCACAUGCGGGCAACAGGGGGGAAGAUGGCCUACCUCCUCAUUGAGGAGGACAUCCGGGACCUCGCUGCCAGCGAUGACUACAGAGGAUGUUUGGACCUAAAGUUAGAGGAGCUGAAAUCCUUUGUCCUACCCUCCUGGAUGGUUGAGAAGAUGCGAAAGUACAUGGAGACACUACGGACAGAGAAUGAGCAUCGUGCUGUUGAAGCACCUCCACAGACCUGAAGCCAUGUCCCCUGGCUACAUUUGGCAGCCUUCCUCUGAAGCCCUCUUACCCACGUGGCUGAGGCCACCACUGGGAUGGAUCUCAGCAGCAUUAAGCUGUGCCUGGGCUAGUUUGUAGUGACUCACUGCAGAGCGCUCCCAGACUGGCAUGUAGUUCUACGUUUGUAAAGUUAUUGGGAUAGGAAGCAAUUAAAGAGUUUGUAAUAAACACAGAUGGUGAG
Molecule: messenger RNA, 1310 nt
Organism: Ceratotherium simum simum (southern white rhinoceros)
Lineage: Eukaryota; Metazoa; Chordata; Mammalia; Perissodactyla; Rhinocerotidae
Source: RefSeq, a predicted model, not a curated record